Electrophorus electricus (electric eel) is the source of this 2821-nucleotide messenger RNA. Its product is annotated as elongation factor 2b. Gene Ontology annotation, biological process: translational elongation. Lineage: Eukaryota; Metazoa; Chordata; Actinopteri; Gymnotiformes; Gymnotidae. Gene Ontology annotation, molecular function: GTPase activity; ribosome binding; GTP binding. The record is from RefSeq and is a predicted model, not a curated record. Gene Ontology annotation, cellular component: cytosol; ribonucleoprotein complex.
CUUGACGUCAGCGGCCUCUUCCCUGCCUAUGCCCUAGUGAGGUAGGCAGCGUAAAAACUCUGUGUCUGGUGCUGCAGUCCGCGAAUCCAAAUCCAUCCGUCAAAAUGGUGAACUUCACGGUAGACCAGAUCCGUGCCAUCAUGGACAAGAAGUCCAACAUCCGUAACAUGUCUGUGAUUGCACACGUGGACCACGGCAAAUCCACUUUGACUGACUCGUUGGUAUCCAAGGCUGGCAUCAUUGCGUCAGCCCGUGCCGGAGAGACACGUUUCACUGACACAAGGAAGGAUGAGCAGGAGCGUUGUAUCACCAUCAAGUCAACUGCCAUCUCCCUGUAUUAUGAGCUCACUGACAACGACUUGGCCUUCAUCAAGCAGACCAAAGAUGGCUGUGGCUUUCUCAUCAACCUGAUCGACUCCCCAGGACACGUAGACUUCUCCUCAGAGGUGACUGCUGCUCUGCGCGUCACUGAUGGAGCUCUCGUGGUGGUUGACUGUGUGUCCGGGGUGUGUGUACAGACGGAAACUGUGCUGAGGCAGGCUAUCGGCGAGAGGAUCAAACCUGUGCUUAUGAUGAACAAGAUGGACCGAGCCCUGCUGGAGUUGCAGCUGGACCCUGAGGAGCUGUACCAGACCUUCCAGCGCAUUGUAGAGAACGUCAACGUCAUCAUCUCCACCUACGGGGAGGAUGAGAACGGGCCAAUGGGCAACAUCAUGAUUGAUCCAGUAGUUGGCACCGUUGGAUUUGGGUCUGGACUGCACGGGUGGGCCUUCACCCUCAAACAGUUUGCUGAGAUGUACGUGAAGAAGUUUGCUGCUAAGGGAGACUCCCAGAUGGGACCAGCAGAGCGCUGCAAGAAGGUUGAGGACAUGAUGAAGAAGCUUUGGGGUGAUAGAUACUUUGACCCUGCCACUGGCAAAUUCACCAAGAGCCCUACCAAUCCUGAAGGCAAGAAGCUUCCCCGAACCUUCGCUCAGCUCAUCCUGGACCCCAUCUUUAAAGUUUUCGACGCCAUCAUGAACUUCAAGAAGGAGGAAACCGCCAAGCUGAUCGAGAAGCUCGACAUCAAGCUGGAUCACGAGGACAAGGAGAAGGAGGGCAAGCCCCUGCUGAAGGCGGUGAUGCGCCGUUGGCUACCAGCUGGGGAAGCCCUGCUUCAGAUGAUUACAAUCCAUCUGCCUUCCCCAGUCACUGCUCAGAAGUACCGCUGUGAGCUGCUGUAUGAGGGACCUGGUGACGAUGAGGCUGCCAUGGGUAUCAAGAACUGCGACCCCAAAGCUCCCCUUAUGAUGUACAUCUCAAAGAUGGUACCAACUUCUGAUAAGGGUCGGUUCUAUGCCUUUGGCCGUGUCUUCUCUGGCUGUGUCUCCACUGGUCUGAAGGUGCGCAUUAUGGGACCAAACUAUACCCCUGGGAAAAAGGAGGACCUUUACCUCAAACCCAUUCAGAGGACCAUUUUGAUGAUGGGCCGUUAUGUUGAGCCUAUCGAGGACGUGCCCUGCGGGAACAUCGUGGGUCUUGUAGGUGUGGACCAGUUUUUGGUGAAGACGGGGACCAUCACUACAUAUGAGCAUGCCCACAACAUGCGUGUGAUGAAGUUCAGUGUCAGCCCUGUAGUGAGGGUGGCGGUUGAGGCCAAAAACCCUGCCGACCUGCCUAAGUUAGUGGAGGGGUUGAAGCGCCUGGCAAAAUCCGACCCUAUGGUACAGUGCAUCAUCGAGGAGUCUGGAGAACACAUCAUUGCAGGAGCUGGAGAGCUGCAUCUUGAGAUCUGCCUGAAGGAUCUCGAAGAGGACCAUGCCUGCAUUCCACUGAAGAAAUCCGACCCAGUCGUGUCCUACAGAGAGACUGUGUCUGACGAGUCCAAACAGAUGUGCCUGUCCAAGUCACCCAACAAGCACAACCGUCUGUUCAUGAAAGCCCGCCCCCUGGCUGAGGGUCUGCCUGAAGACAUCGACAAGGGCGAUGUUGCAGCCAGGCAGGAGAUGAAGGCUCGUGCCCGCUACCUGGCCGAGAAGUACGAGUGGGAGGUGACUGAGGCCCGUAAGAUCUGGUGCUUUGGUCCUGACGGAACUGGCCCCAACAUCCUAGUAGACGUGACCAAGGGAGUCCAAUACCUCAAUGAGAUCAAGGACAGUGUGGUGGCUGGAUUCCAGUGGGCCACUAAGGAGGGUGUGUUGUGUGAAGAGAAUAUGCGUGGCAUUCGCUUUGACAUCCAUGAUGUGACCCUUCACACUGAUGCCAUCCACCGUGGUGGUGGACAGAUCAUUCCCACAGCCCGCAGGGUGCUCUACGCCUGCCAGCUCACAGCUGAGCCCAGGCUCCUCGAGCCAGUCUACCUGGUGGAGAUCCAGUGCCCUGAGGCUGUUGUAGGUGGCAUCUAUGGUGUACUGAACAGGAAGCGAGGUCUGGUGUUUGAAGAGUCACAGGUCAUGGGUACUCCCAUGUUUGUGGUCAAGGCAUACCUGCCUGUCAAUGAGUCUUUUGGUUUCACUGCUGACCUCCGCUCCAACACCUCAGGCCAGGCGUUCCCACAGUGCGUCUUUGACCACUGGCAGAUCCUGCCUGGAGACCCCAUGGAAGCCAGUUCCAAGCCUGCUCAGAUUGUGGCAGAUACCCGUAAGCGCAAGGGCCUGAAGGAAGGAAUUCCAGCUCUGGAUAACUACUUGGACAAAUUGUAAAACGCAUGUCCUAUUCCUUUCACCCCCUGCUCCCCUCCCCACCGAGGGACUGGACUGUACAGAACAUCUCGAGCACUAAUGCUUGCCAAAAGUAGAGAGAUCAAUAAAAGUUUAAAAAUUAAUAAAGGAAAAUAAAAAUU